AACCUGUAUUUCAUAGUUCAAAGAUCAAACCUCUUACCUCUUUUAAGUGUUCGUCUUGAUUGAAAACCUGUCAGUUAUUAACACAAACUUGUAAGAUUAGAUUGAUUAUCAAAGCAGCUAGCACUUGUUUUGAAGAGUUAUACAAAGCAGGUUCUUUAUGUCUGCAUCAAAGCAGCUAGCACUUAUUGGUACCUCUCACAGGUUUCAAUCUUUAAUCCCAAAUCCUUGUCAUCUUCUGCUUAUCUCAAAACGCAACAAAAAAAGGUCUUUUCUUGGUACUGAUCAGAGGUUACACUUUCUCAAAAUUGGGCUGAGCCUGAGAGAGCUAGUUGUCAGCAAAAGAAAGAUGGAUGUGGCUGUCCAUUGCAGUGUCCCGCCAGUACCUCCAAUUCCAUCUAAUCCAGCUUCUCCUGGUCCACAGAGCAGGAAAGUUUGGAUUGUUGGACUGAUAGCAUCAGCAAUUCUACUCUUCUUUGGGAUCAAAUUUGGGCCAUUACUCAAGCUAAAACAGGAAGUUGAUACUGUGGUGGACACGGCAGAAGAUGUGGCGGAGGUCGUAGAAAAGGUGGCGGAGGAAGUGGAGAUAGUAGCUGAAGAAAUUGCAGAGCACCUUCCAGCAGGAGGAAAACUUAAAGUCGUUGCAACAUUUAUUGAAAAUGUAGCAGAAACAACAGCCAAGGAUGCCCGGCUGCUAGAAGAUGUCAUUGACAAGGUUAUUGUAACUACCUUGGCAAUGGAAGAUGGAAACUUACUAAAAGAUCAUUGGUUGUUGCAAGAGGACAUGCAUGUCACAGUAUGUAUAAGACUCAUGUGAAGACCCGCAUAAGAAAGUGGGUGAUAUCAGCAACAAGGUGUGUUGUAGAAGAGAAGAAUGCAAAGAGGAUAGCUGCAUAGAGAGAAAGACAGGCAAGAGAGAGAGAGAGCUAUGCGUAGAGAAAA
This is a messenger RNA of Quercus lobata, 939 nucleotides long. RefSeq lists its product as uncharacterized. Bases 158 to 814 code for a protein of 218 amino acids. The record is from RefSeq and is a predicted model, not a curated record. Lineage: Eukaryota; Viridiplantae; Streptophyta; Magnoliopsida; Fagales; Fagaceae. The transcript has 5 exons.